AUGCUUGCCCUCCGUGGGGCCUACUGUCUAGUCAGAGAUAAGACCUACAUACUCAGGAGACACUCGAACUGUGGGGACGAUGAAGGGACCGCUCCCACCACCGCCCCGGUGGCCACGUCUCCCGCCGCACUGGCACUCGCAGCCGCCCCGGCUCAGCAGGACCCGUACCCGAGGCCCCAGCCCCGCGACCCUGAGGCCACAGCCCCGCGACCCCGAGGCAGAGCCCAGCCGCCCCUGCUCUCCGGCCCGGCCCUAGCCCCGCCUCCGGCCGCUCCGCAGCAGCCCGCGAAGAAGGCGAGCGCGGCGCGGGGAGGGACUACGGCAGAGGCUCUCCUGUCCCGGCCAGCGCCGGGCUCCCGCCGUCUCCGUCCUUUCCCUCCACACUCGGGGUUCGGGAACCCUCCCCAGGCACCCGCACCGCCCUCUCAGACCGGCGCUGCCUGCUCCGCCGCGACGCCCGCCCUCGGCCGGCCCCCGCCCUCGGCCCCGCCCCUCCUGCCCUCGGCCCCGGCUCCUGCCCGGGCAUCCUCCUCAGUCCGCCGCUGCCGCGCCGCUCCACGCUCUCUUCCGCACUCCGUUGACCUGAAGAGCUUCUGCAGCGACCGGUAACGCCCCGACAACGGCCAACAACGGCCGACAACGGAAAUAUCCGGGCUACCGCCUCCCGCAGAGGGGAGGGGGCUGAGGGAGGAGCCGACGCCGGGUGGGCGGGGCUGAGGGAGGAGCCGACGCCGGAGUGGGCGGGGCCGGGCGUUUCUUCCUUGCAAGAGUUUAACGUGCUGGAUCAGUUGAACCGCGAAUAUGGAAACGAACUUCAGCAGUGUGAUAAGUGGAGGAGUCACAUUCCGUCAUCCCGCUCUCAGGUUCUCUCAUAGUGAAAGUGGAAUUUUUACAUGUUCCAAGUCCUUGUCUUAUUUAUUGAUUUAUUUAUAUUUGCCUUUCUCCUUCACAGAAAAGGGUUUCUAAAUUUCUUGGCCUCCUUUGACAGAACAUAAAUGUAUAUCAUCUCUCAAAAUAAAAUUAAAACAAGGAAGAAUAAGAAACUACAGAGAAAUGGAAGAAAUGUGGCUGUUUACAAAAGCAGGAAUCACUCAAAAGCAUUUCUCUCAUUUUUUAACUGGUGGUCGCUCGAUGUUGGCAAGUAGCUCUGAGUAGUAACGAGGCUGGAUUGUGAGUGAGACUCCAACAGUGUGCUUGAUUCCAGAGGAAAUUCAGGUCGCUCCUUCCUGUAACUCCUCUAUAAAAAUGCAUUUCACAUAGAAGUCCUGUGCGAGGGUCACCAGACCUGCUGGCAUCUGCACCUGCACUCACAUUGGGGCAGUUAAGGGGGCCAUAUGCGGGGGCUGUGGCAGUAUGAAGUUGAAUGAGGGUUUGUAUUGUAAAUGUUCAUGAAGAAAUCUCUAGAAUGAUCAAAAAAUGGUAAAACUGAUAGAGCACAUGGUGUGGGUCAGACACUUGAUAUUCAUGAUCUGAUUGAAUCGGGCAAAGAGCACUCCCAGUUUUCUUCAGAAAAAUAUGUGGAUAUGUGUAAAGUCACUGUUUCUGCUCUAAGACUUUGGUCUGUGAGUCCCAUAUGGAGGGAGAUGAAACAGUCCAUGCACCAUGUCUGUUUGGGGAGUUCCCUGAGGUAGAGCGUGGGGUGCUGUCGCUGAUGUUGUCUUAGUCACCAUGGUUCGUGGAGGCCCUGCAGGAGGGAGCGAGGCCUCAGACCUCAGAUGUAUGUGCCAGAGUCACAGUCUGACCCAGCCCUGACUUUCAAAGGAAUGACCACUAUGAGGUUACAUUUCAAGGGUAAACUGCUUACUCUCUUCCUUGAUAGCUGUCCCCUGGCACUCUGGGCUUGUGACUCUCCACUCUUGGGGGUAAGGCAUGUGUUCCUGUGGGUGUGCAUGCAUGUGCAUGCACGUAGGGGUGGAAGGACUUGGGAGGAGAUGGGGAUGGGUGUGUGGGUGCAGUACAAGUUGAGCUGAGACAGUGAAUGUUGAUUGAACCCCUACUGUAUUCCAGGCCCUGUGUUAGGCACUGGGCAUACAGUGGUCAACAUCAUGGAUGCCUGCCUGGUGUAAUGAGGGUAGUGAAUGAAAGAGGACAAAUAAAACAGACUGUUAAUGAGGAAUUCAGACCCAGGAGGGCCUGCCAUGUUGCUCUUUUGCCCUCUCAGGCUGGGGACAUUCGGUCACAAUCGCUGAGAGCCCUUCACUGCAACAGAACCCACCUGCAACCCACAGAAGAGGUGUUGUGAUCUGGAUAAUUUGCAGCAGUAAUCCUAAGUACUUUUAAAGUGGGCAGACUUUCCCAAAUUCUAAGCUAUGUCUAGUUUUUCAGAAGCCCAGGAACAAGGAAUUAAGAAGCCUGAAUGUCUCCAUCAUUAUACAGGAGAAAUAACACUUAGAUGAAUCACAAACAACUGAACUUUGUGUUUACCACCGGAAAUUAUCAUGAGGCUCAAGUUAAAACAUUAGUGGAGAAUAAACACUAAAAUUAAGUCAUUCAGACCCCAGUGCACAGGGGUAUCUAAUCGCAUUGAAAUCUGCAUUUCAGGAUUGUAUGAAAUCAUGGUGCAUGUGGUGACUAGAGACGUAUUAGCAUACGAAAAAUAGAAAUAAUGACUUUUUGGAAAAAAAAUAAAAUUCCAAAUAUGAACUUUACAUGUUAAGAAGUUUUAUCUGAGCAACUUUCAGACGUUUAAGCUGUUUGUAGAUUUUGUAUAAAUAAUCACUUUGAUUAAAUCCCAGUGCUCACAUUUUCAGUAAUACGUUUUCGUAUUUUCCAGUAGUUGUUGCUAAUGAAAAGUGAAAUUGCAUUUAUGAAUAUAAAUUAUUAACGUUGGCCUAUUGAUACACAGUAGCUAAUUUUCAAGAUACUGUCUGU
Molecule: messenger RNA, 2871 nt
Organism: Cynocephalus volans (Philippine flying lemur)
Lineage: Eukaryota; Metazoa; Chordata; Mammalia; Dermoptera; Cynocephalidae
Product: atherin-like
Exons: 3
Coding region: 1-609 (202 amino acids)
Source: RefSeq, a predicted model, not a curated record